AUGGCUUUGAAAAGAGGAGUUAUCAUAGCUUUCAUGGUUUCUUUAAUGGCUAUUUUUGGAGCCUGUUCUGGUGCUGUUUACAGGGUUGGUGACACUGCUGGAUGGAUUGCCACAGGCGCUGUUGAUUACAACAAGUGGGCUUCUACCAAAACCUUCCAUGUCGGUGACACCAUUGUUUUUGAUUACAACACACAAUUUCACAAUGUGAAGCAAGUGAGGCACCAAGAUUUCCAGACCUGCAAUGUCACAUCUCCUAUGGCCACUUACUCCAGCGGCAGCGACUCGAUCACCCUGAAGAGGUCUAGCCAUCUCUACUUCACCUGUGGCUUCCCUGGCCACUGCCAAGCAGGCCAAAAGGUCGACAUCAGGGUUCUUCCAGCUUCUAUCGCCCUUACCGGAAGCCCAACCUCAAGCCCAAGCCCAAGCCCAAAUGAUCUUGCUUUUGGUUUUGGGUUACCCUCCAUCACAACACCCUCUUCUCCAGCCCAAAAUAGCGCUGCCAGGCCCGCUAUAUCUACUCUCUUCUAUUCCUCACUCGGGUCGUUACUUUUGGUCGCUCUUGGAUUAUGGAUGGCUGGGUUUGAACAGUAG
Molecule: messenger RNA, 591 nt
Organism: Tripterygium wilfordii
Lineage: Eukaryota; Viridiplantae; Streptophyta; Magnoliopsida; Celastrales; Celastraceae
Product: mavicyanin-like
Exons: 2
Coding region: 1-591 (196 amino acids)
Cellular component (GO): plasma membrane
Molecular function (GO): electron transfer activity
Source: RefSeq, a predicted model, not a curated record